Anopheles cruzii is the source of this 3689-nucleotide messenger RNA. RefSeq names its product guanine nucleotide-binding protein subunit beta-1-like. Gene Ontology annotation, cellular component: heterotrimeric G-protein complex; cytoplasm. NCBI's taxonomy places the organism in Eukaryota, Metazoa, Arthropoda, Insecta, Diptera, Culicidae. The transcript is spliced from 2 exons. The coding region runs from base 1261 to 2283 and encodes 340 amino acids. The record is from RefSeq and is a predicted model, not a curated record. Gene Ontology annotation, molecular function: signaling receptor complex adaptor activity; protein binding. Gene Ontology annotation, biological process: G protein-coupled receptor signaling pathway.
UUCAAUUAAAUGCAAAUAGUCAUCGGGUGGCAGCACCCCCAUACCCCCAUAGGCCAGUAAGUAGCGCAGCGGAAGCCCACGCUCGAGUGUUCAUCGUUUGUCGAGGAAUUUUGAAGAUUUUUGGCGAAUGAAAAGUGGUGACUGAUCGGCCACCAUCGUUACAAAGCUGCAUAAUAGGCGUUCGCACCAAUCGCACCGAUAAGGCACCUCAUACCGAUGACCCUCUCCGUGUGAAGUGAAAAAAUAGUUACAUCCCAGCAUCUUAACCUCGCUCGGUGAGAUCGUGCGAUUUGCGGUGAGCUGCACAUUCGUGAUCUCACACGGCUUUCCUCAGCAGCGCGCUGCCGAUCUCCAGUUCAAAGGGAAAAGGAAAUUCCUUUAGAUCCGAUUGUUGACCGUCGUGUGUCGUCAUCAAGUACAGCGUAUCGCUUGUAUUUCGAUCCUUUUGACCACUCUGUGUGUUUGUGUGUACGUGUUUGGGAGGAUCUACAUCCGCCAAAUGGCAUUGUAAAAAGAAAACGAAAAAUAUUGCUCCAGUGUCCGAUAACGUCACACCCUUUACAGCAGCACCGAAAGCGAGUCCAAAGAGGACCCCACCAAAGCGGACCACAUAUUAGCGCGGAAAGAAAGGGUGGCGCAGGGCGGAAGGAAGGAAGAGAAAAAGGCGAAUAAUCGACAUUGACGAUAGUGAUGAAGUGAUACGGACGGUGGCCUAAUCGCUAUUGUGUAGGCGUGCGUGCGUGUGUGCGUGUUGACUGUGUGCUUGCAUUUACGAGUGUGUGAGUGGAUCACGCAUCCGCUCUGGAUAGAGCAGUGCACCAACGCUCCCAUCGACCGGACACAAGUGAGGAAUCGCCCCUCUCCCCAACAUACAUUAGCCUGCAGCAAGUGCUCUCGGGAAGGGUGCGCGAUCAGCGAAAAUAGUGACACGAUUGUGCGACUGUGCCACUACCCUUUGAUCGCUGUGUAAACACAAACACAAGCACGAGGGCGAACAUCGAGUGCAGGCCGACUCUAAUUGAUCGUCGGAGAACUUCCAGCGGGUCUGCUAACAAGCAUUGCGUGCGUGCGUGCGUUCGUGCGUCCAGCAUCGUCAUCGGCAACAACGUUCGAACCCCACCAGCGCCAGAGAGAGCACGAGCUUGAAGCUAUUCACUGAGCGUUGCGAGCAUCGCAACGAUCGUCAUCUAAGCGAUCUCCCGCCGUCCAGUUGGAAGCGAACGGAACGCAUCGUCCAACCCUCUACGAUCACUAGCAACGAUGAAUGAACUCGAAGCCCUGCGUACGGAGGCGGAAACGCUGAAAAAUGCGAUCCGCGAUGCACGAAAAGCGGUGUGCGAUACGUCGAUGGUGCAGGCCACGGCCCAACUGGAGGCGGUCGGGCGGAUUCAACUGCGCACUCGCCGGACUCUGCGCGGUCAUCUGGCAAAGAUCUAUGCGAUGCACUGGGGCAGCGACUCACGAUACCUGGUGUCGGCCUCGCAGGACGGCAAGCUGAUCGUGUGGGACUCGCACACCACCAACAAGGUGCACGCCAUCCCGCUGCGCUCGUCCUGGGUGAUGACGUGCGCGUACGCCCCGUCCGGUAACUAUGUUGCCUGUGGCGGCCUGGACAACAUCUGCUCGAUCUACAAUCUAAAGACACGCGAGGGCAACGUUCGCAUUGCGCGGGAACUUGGGGGCCACACGGGCUAUCUGUCCUGCUGUCGCUUUCUGGACGACAACCAAAUCGUGACCAGCUCGGGUGACAUGUCGUGUGCGCUGUGGGACAUCGAGACGGGCCAGCAGACUACCUCUUUCCAGGGGCACACCGGUGACGUGAUGGCCCUGUCAUUGGCCCCGCAGGGGAAAACGUUCGUGUCCGGGGCCUGUGAUGCGAAGGCAAAGCUGUGGGACAUCCGCGAGGGCCAGUGCAAGCAGACAUUCCCGGGCCACGAGAGUGACAUUAAUGCGGUGGCCUUCUUUCCGAACGGAUUUGCGUUUGCGACAGGUUCGGACGAUGCCACCUGCCGGCUGUUCGACAUCCGGGCCGACCAGGAGUUUGCGAUGUACUCGCACGACAACAUCAUCUGCGGCAUCACGUCGGUCGCGUUCUCCAAGUCCGGCCGGCUGUUGUUGGCCGGCUACGACGACUUCAACUGCAACGUCUGGGAUACGAUGAAGGCAGAACGGGCCGGCAUCCUGGCCGGCCACGACAAUCGGGUGUCGUGUUUAGGCGUCACGGAGAACGGUAUGGCCGUGGCGACUGGUUCCUGGGACUCAUUCCUGCGUGUAUGGAAUUAGGAAGGUAAGAGUCGGACGGAAUUAUAAGUUGCACGAGAAUCGCAGUGUUUAGUGCAAAAGGAUAAUUACCAGAGCCAAACUGGAGGUGAAGCUCCUUCCAUAGGGAGGUAAGAUGUUUCAUUUUCGGUCAUUGUCUUUUUAAAAUAUAUUUUUGUAAAAUCGUUAACUCCCACCGUGAUCGUGCGCACAAGCCUUGUACCAUGCAGUGAUCACAAUCAUUUGAUGUGACCAAAACAGUUCAUUUGACGAUCAAGUGAUUUUCGCGCAGUAAUUGAGACAAUACUGAUUCGGAUUAUGCGCUGCACAAAGUUAUGUACGGACUAAGCUGUUCUCAACUGCUGUGUUGUGACACUUCAUUAGAAAGGUGAAGUGAGACAGUUGCCGAUGUGGGGCAGGUAAGGUGUUUACGAGACCGCUGAGGCCUUCCAUAGCGGAAACUCAAACAAUUUCUAACUAUCCGUUUGGCCGUGGCAGGCAGAAUUUGUUCAUUUUUAAACCCUCCUUUGCAUGAUCCUGUUUGUGUCAGUAUCGCGUGUUGAGUAAAUAUUGUCCCGUGUAAGAAAAAGAAAUCUGUUUAGAAAGGCGAAAGAUGGCACAUGUGCUCUACAUGUUCGUAAGAUAGCAUUUAAGUUUUAUGAUUUCCGAUUUGAUUUUCGUCAGUCAUAAUUGUUCUCCGAUAACUAGGAGUCUCCAUACGGCCCAAAAUCGUUAGAAGGAAGGAACGAUCGUUCCUUAAGAUCGAAAACGUUUUACAUUCUUUUAGGCCAAACAAAGACCAUCGAAGAGGCGCAGCUUGUCUAUAUUUACAUUGCAUAGAAAUGAAGAAAAACUAAUUUAUAUCGUGGCAUUACCUUUUAUUGACUAGCAGUCAUCUAUAGGGCGAAAGCAUCGCGUAGAUUGAGGAAAACGAUCAACGAGGAUCAGAGAAAAAUAUCACAUAUCAACAUAUCGUGCACCUACACGUCAUUUUCGUUUCAUUUAUUUAAAAAAAUACAGUUUACAAUCCUGUUAAAUUAAACGGCGAUGGGAGCAAAAAUGGGACAUGAAGUGGCCACGCACGACCACAUCCACAAGCACACAGCAGCACAUGUAAUAGGGCAAAGUUAAAACUGCAAAAAUACUGUACCGAAUUAGGAGGACAUCGUCAGCUGAUAUAGGAUUGAUGGAGGGAAUAUUGUAGCUAUAGCGCAUACCAAGUUAAUUAAUAAAUUACGCGUGUUGAAACGAACAGCGUCGCAGGGCCACGAAAGGGCGACGAAACGGUAUCAAACGGCAAGGCGUUUGUGCGUUUACUACGGUGAGGAGACGGUCGCCGACAGUAGGAACGUUGUUAAUGGACCAUUGCGGAUUUCGUUGUUAGAUGAAAUUUCGUUUUAAAUUCAUGAAUAAAGUCUCAUAUUAUGUAU